This is a messenger RNA of Schistosoma margrebowiei, 1372 nucleotides long. The record is from the annotation of a GenBank genome assembly. Lineage: Eukaryota; Metazoa; Platyhelminthes; Trematoda; Strigeidida; Schistosomatidae.
GUCAUCUAGUUGCGAUUACAUUAGAUAUUGAACGUUGCUGCAAUUGUAGUUUUGGGUAGUUGCGCUACAGUAACCGGAAUAGGCUUAUAAGCGGCCAGAAUGGACUUCAAAAGACCUUUGGCUGGAGUAACCUCAAUGUCGAUGGUUCCUUUGCCUAGCAAGAAACCUCGAAAAGAUGGUUCAAGUUUGGGAGUCACCCCAUUUGGCAAUGGGAUGUACAAGUUAAAUUCCCAGAUCAUACCAGCAGGACAGGCGGGAAGUAUUCCCCGUACAUCAAGUUUACUGUCACCUAAUAUGCUUUUAAAUGGUCAUGAAAGUGAAGUGUAUUGUGGCAAAUUUUCUUCUGAUGGAUCGUUUCUCGCAAGUGCUGGAUUUGAUCACCGGAUACUAUUAUGGGAGACGUAUGGUGAAUGCGAAAAUAUUGCAACGAUGAUGGGUCAUGGGGGUGCUAUUUUGGAUUUAGUGCUUUCUUCAGAUGAUUCCGUCAUCUAUACUGCCAGUUCAGAUAAAUCUAUCGCCUUAUGGGAUACUGAAAGUGCCCAACGCAUUAAAAAGUUCAGAGGUCAUGAGAACAUUGUUAAUUCAUGUGCAGUUGCCAGACGUGGUCCUCAACAUGUGUGUUCCGGUUCGGAUGAUGGGACAAUUCGUCUGUGGGAUCGGCGACAAAAAACCUGUGUACAAACAUUUCAAAACACAUAUCAGGUUCUUUCAGUUACUUUUAGUGAUACUGCUGAAAUGAUAUUUUCCGGGGGCAUAGACAAUGUUGUUAAAGGUUGGGAUUUACGAAAAUUGGAAGCUAGCAUGCUACUUAAUGGACAUACGGACACAGUUACUGGUUUGUCAGUAAGUCCAGAUGGGUCGUUUUUACUUUCUAACUCCAUGGACAACACAUUACGUAUGUGGGAUAUUCGUCCAUUCGCUUCAGCAGAUCGGUGCACAAAGAUUUUUACGGGUCAUCAGCAUACAUUCGAGAAGAAUCUUCUUCGAUGUGCAUGGUCAAUUGAUAAUCGUCGUAUAACUAGCGGCAGUGGUGAUCGUUAUGUUCAUGUUUGGGAUGUAAACACGCGCCAGUUAGUGUAUAAACUUCCUGGUCACACAGCGUCGGUAAACGAGACUGCAUUUCAUCCUACAGAACCAAUACUUUUAUCUGUUGGUAGUGAUAAGAAAAUCUUUCUGGGUGAAAUUUUGCCUUGUAUGUAUUAGAAUUAUACAUUUUUUGAUAAAACACUAAUUUUUCUGUAUAAAACGAAGUAAAUGUAUGCAAUAUACUCCUUGUUGUGUUAUUGUAUAAAUCAAUAUGAAUAUGACAGUCUUGUAUAAUUCUAUUCAAAAUUCAUCAGAAAUAAAAGUUAUUCCGAUUGUUUGUUGUUAC